AUGCAACAACAACCCACAACCACACGAAUCAAGUUUAUUUUUUAUUUUUAUUUGACUGUUUUCCACUUAUCUUAUUUUUUGUUUUUUAAUAAAAUUAUAUUUUAUUUUGUAAUUUUAAUUUUUUUAAAGGAGCUGAAGGAAAGUUUCAACUAUGGACUGUUUUAUCCGCCGUCAAACGGCCGGGCCGGCAAAUUUAUCGACGAAGAACGCCCCCUGUCGGAUUAUCCUUUUAACGGACCUGGCGGCUACCUUGAGUUGAAGUACAAGAGGCGUGUGUACAAGAUGCUGCAUCUGGACGAGAAGCAACUGCGUUCGCUGCACACACGCGUCAACUUGCGUCGCUUCUUCGAUGCUUCGACUACGAUGACCAGCGGCCAAACGGAGAAGAUUACCAAAAUGUGUGCCAAAGGGCUGGAUCCCAACAUUCACUGUCAGGAGACGAGCGAGACCCCACUGACGUUGGCUGCAGUUUCAUCUCGCCCCGGGCCACUACUUCUGGCCCUGGUUGGUGGCGGUGCAUUGAUCGAUUACCGAACGAGAUGCGGAUCGACCGCCUUGCACAGGGCCUCUGAGAAGAGCAGCAUAGAAGCUGUGAGAACUCUUCUGGACCUGGGGGCCUCCCCUAAUGUUUGUGAUGCCAAAGGUCUGACUCCUCUGUGGACCGCAGUGUCAGCCAAAGCCUCUCCAAUGUUAUGCCAGGCACUCCUUCAUGAUUACUCCAUCCACGGUGUGCAAGAUGCUCAGGGAUGGCAUGAAGUCCACCAGGCCUGCCGUAAUGGACUCGUCCAGCAUUUGGAGAACCUGCUGUUUUACGGAGCCGACAUGAACGCCAAGAAUGCGUCGGGCAACACGCCCCUCCACGUCUGUGCUGUGGACAAUCAGGAAGCGUGCGCACGACUGCUGCUCUUCCGGGGGGCCGAUCGCGAAGCCCUUAACUACGCCAAUCAGACACCCUACCAGGUGGCGGUAAUUGCCGGCAACCUGGAGUUAGCCGCUCUUAUCCAUCGGUUUAGAGGCGAGGAUGUCGUGGCAUUCAAGGAAACUCCAUCGUUCAAUCCCCGUCGGCGAAAGUCUGGCGUACUACUGUCGAUGAGGCAUUCGAUGUCGUCGAAUGCCAUGAUGCUGGACGCGUCUUCCAUCGCUUCGUCGUCGACGACCGGAUCGAGCAGCACGCCCAGCCCGACGUUGGUGUACAGCUCGCUGACUAGCAGGUCGAUGAAUCGCCGCCAGCAGCAGCAGCCCUCUCCGUCGCCUUCCAGCACUGACCGCUGGCUGAAAUCGAAUCCCAUGUGCAUGAGCACCGUGUCUGUGCGCAGCGAUACGGGCAGCUCCUCUUCUUGUACGGCUGAAAGCGAAGAUAAUGGAAGCAGUUUGACUGACAAAAUCAGCGUGGACCAAUGCGACAUUGUCAGUGAUAGCUCGGGCGUUGGCACGUCCAACAGUGGAAGCGGCGGAAGCUACGAUGCAAAUACCCCGUCUGAGCACUCGCUGGUCCUACCAGGCAUGACAGUCGUCUGCACGGAGGCGUACAGUUGCAAGGAAGCCAACCAUCUCAACUUGCAACCGGGGGAUAUUAUUGAAGUGACGGGAUCAACAGACUGUGGGCUGUUGGAGGGCUGGUUAAGGGGAGACAGUGGCUAUUUUCCUCCCAGUUGCGUGCAAGAAGUCAGGUUGCGCAAUCCGGCCGCUAUCGCAGCGGCUCGACAUCAUCCCAGCCCGGCUGUCAUCUCCAAAGCUACGGGUGUGCCAAAUAUGGGCAUGACCCUGCCUGUGCCGGUUCCCGUUUUGCAACUGGGAAAGACCAUGGAAGCCAGAGUUGCCGGUCGCCGAGAAAUGACUGCACAAAAUUACGGAACGACUCCACGGAUGAAGUCUCUGUACAGCGAAACGCGGACUGUCAUCCUGCUUAAGGGCCAGAGAGGAUUUGGUUUCGUGCUGCGCGGUGCAAAGACAAUGACGGGCAUGAAGGAUUUCAACCCUAUUCAGAAUCGAGUUCCGGCUUUACAGUAUUUGGAUAGUGUCGAAGCUGGCAGUGUAGCCGACCGAGCCGGACUUCAGCCUGGCGAUUUCAUUCUGGCUAUCAAUGGAGAAGAUCUGGCCAAGGCUUCGCACGAGACUGUGGUCGAUUGUAUCCGUCGUUCGGGUAAUUUGGUUCAGCUGACUAUCUGCUCCGCCACCGUCCAACCUGUCAACCAAUCAGUCAGCCAAUCAGUCAGCGAAUAUGCUUUAACAGUCCCCAACAGUAGUCGACAGUAUUCAACACUUCCUCGAAAGUUACCCGGGCGGCCCCCACAACCACCGAAACGAGAUCCCCGGACGACGCUAAGUGUCAGUCGCGCCCGUGCUCGCUCGAUGGUUGUAGCACUCAACGAUAUGGAAUCUUCUCGAUCGAGUACGGAGACGGCGGAAGAUAUCUAUUCCAAUUCGUCUUCGUCAAGGACAGCUUCGAUUCGCUCGCGUUCAGGAUCUGGGCGUGUUUCAACCACCGAUCUGGAAAGAUUAUCUAUCCCGACUGCUGUCAGCCCUCCAGCGCCACCAGCGGAGAACAACCGGUCACCCCGUGUUUACGCCAGUGUGGCUGAAAUGAAGCGCAUGAGAAAGCAGAAGACGUCGGCAGAGCUGUUGAAACUACACAAGGAAUUCCACAGCACACUGGAAUUGUGUUGGGAACAGCAGCAAAAUGACAAGGUGAUGACUUCUUCUUGGACAGCAGAAGUCGAAAUUCCACCGGAUGUUCCAUCGGCGAAAGAUUGGCGAAAGAGUCAGAGCCAGGAGAACGUCUACGGCAUGGAGCUGCAGGCUCACAAUCAACGCAAUUCGCGUCGCUCCUGGGCUCCUGGAAAUGCUGCCUCCAAACCGGGAGGGCCACGCCAUUCCGGCGUCCGUUAUCACGGCUCUUGGCAGAACAUUGAGGAUUCCUACCAGCAGUCAAAAGACGACGACGAUGGAGAUGAGACGAAAGAAGAGGAGGAGGAUGGCGAUGACGACGGAGAAGACGCAACUACUCCGAUCGCCGAUCAGUUGAAUUUGUUGGGGAAUCGCGACUACCGCGCCGUUAAGCCGUGCCGUCCGAUUUACUCGACCGGCAAUUGCAAUACUCUUCCAAAAAUAGCAGGCAGUCCGCAUUGUACGGCUCCUCCGCCAAAUCAUCCGCCGCCACCUCCACCUCCGCCGUCUCAGGUUGUCCGAGUUGACGUUACCAAAGCUCACAGCGAAUAUGCCGCCGUCGCUGCGGCCGGUGGCGACCGUCCUAAGACUCCAGUCAUGUCCAGCUUCCGACCCAGUGACAAUGCCAAGCUCUACGCCCUGCCGGAAGAUAUGAAAAACGUCGGCUACAUGACACUCCGCCCGACCGCAUCCAAGAAAAUGACGAACGUCCAGUCUUCCAUGACUGGAUCACCUCCAUCUUCGGCAGCUUCACGAUCCAAGAGUUUACCGCCACGCAGUUCCCGUCCCAAUGUCCAGGUCAAAUCGGCGAAAAACGAAGAGCCGCGCGUCAGCGUGACUGUCAAUUCUACUCCGCUGAUACCCGAUCCGGACUAUGACAGCGAAGAAGAAGCUGCCCAGAAUGGUCUGGCAGCAGGCAAAGCAUCGCGGAUGAUGGUUGCCCACAGCACGGCGGCCGACAACGAACCUCGUCGUACGAAGCUCCUGAUUGAAAUCAAACCGCAAUCUCAGCCGAUUGAAAUCAAACAAACGAAUCCGCCCAGGCAGCCACAACGGGUCGAAGUCGAAGGGCGAAAGUCGGAAGGCAAUCGAGCAAGUUUGCCCAAGUCGCAGAGCUUUUGCGCCGACAUUCUUAAGGCCAAGUCUUUGUUGAAGAACUCUAAAUCGUUUCCUGAAGAGCUCAGCGAUCAACUUGUCCAAGAUUCCUAUUGCGAAGACGCCUACGUCACUUUCGAGCCGGUCAACGGCAGCAGCAGCCAGUCGGAGGAGUCGCAAUACGGACACACUAAAAACGGCCGCCGAACCGGAACGCUGACUCGCCACGCCGUUUCAUUAAUUCAACUGCCGACGCCGGUCGAAAACGGAGAGCCGGACAUGGAAGACAGAUUGCAGUCUCAACAGUCUGAUAUGGCCGUCGAACAGGAUUCGGUCAGCACCAUAUCGACGUUGAGUUCGCUUUCGACCAGCACCAACUCUUCGGAGCGGGACGACGCUACGAUCCUGGAGAACCACAAACCGGUCAAGAAGAUCAACGGUCAUUGGCGGGAGGCGGGGGCGCCGUCGUCGUCUGAACACCAAACGACGUCCGACGGGCGCAAAGCGGACAAGAAAAAUUCAAUGAUCCACACGUCCAAGAAAUGGAUGAGAAAAGCUUUUGCUAUCCAGUCAGUAGCCAAGGCUCAGAAACGUUUUCAC
Molecule: messenger RNA, 4362 nt
Organism: Daphnia pulicaria
Lineage: Eukaryota; Metazoa; Arthropoda; Branchiopoda; Diplostraca; Daphniidae
Product: protein shank-like
Cellular component (GO): postsynaptic membrane; dendritic spine; postsynaptic density
Molecular function (GO): synaptic receptor adaptor activity; ionotropic glutamate receptor binding
Source: RefSeq, a predicted model, not a curated record